ACCACAAAGAGAGAGCAAUCGAUUGUCCAGUCAUUCUCUGAGCCCAAUUGAUUAUCCAGUCCUUCCCUGAACCCCUUGCUUUACCUUCCUCUCUUUCACGCUCUCUACAAUGCCUUCUCAGAAGCCACCCUCUCCUCAACGGACGUGGACCGCUACUCUCACAUUCGUCGCCGUCGCCGUCGCGGUGCUGUCUGCAGUCUUCUACUUCCUGGAUUCACAUCUGGAGUGGUUCUACAUUUUUAAUCCAAAGGAUCUCCAUGAUCUGGCUCAACGUGCCAUUGGCGCUCAUGGCAAUGAUACCCGUGCCGUGGUUGGGUUCAUUGUCGACGAGUUGAGUGAGAAGUUGCCGGGCGGAUAUGUGAAUCUGGAUGAGGAGUGGAUCUUCAACAAUGCGGGUGGUGCCAUGGGCGCUAUGUACAUUAUUCAUGCCAGUAUUACCGAGUAUUUGAUCAUCUUCGGCACCGCCAUUGGCACCGAAGGCCAUACUGGACGUCACACGGCAGAUGAUUACUUCCACAUCUUGGCCGGCACUCAACUUGCCUACUCUCCAGGAUCAUAUGAGCCAGAGAUCUACCCCCAAGGCAGUGUGCACCAUCUUCAUCGUGGAACAGUCAAGCAAUACAAGAUGGACGAGGCGUGCUUUGCGCUUGAGUACGCAAGGGGUUGGAUCCCACCCAUGUUGGGAUUCGGGUAUGCCGAUACCUUCACGAGUACCUUGGACUUCCCCACAUUGUGGAGAACGACUUGGGUUACUGGUAGAGAGAUGAUCUCAAACUUAGCCAGGGGAAAGCUGUAAAUAUGGCUUUGUGUGAUACGAUCAAAGGACGGCGGGGAUUGCUCGCUCCUCAUCUGAGUUGAAGCGAGGUAUGGAUUGGUAGGCUAUAGGGCUGGAAUGGCUACACUUAAAUUGAUAGCUAGCCAAGUACUGUAUAGGUGCUCGCUCUAUUGGUCUACCUGGACGGUUUGGUAUGUGUAUAUUAUGUAUUUGUACUCCGUGAUGGAAGUAGGAGCCAUGGAAUUCUGCCUGCAUCUGGGGCACCAACACAAGACCUCAGGAAUAUCCUCAGAAAUUUGCAGGAGUAGGAAUGUUUCCUCAUUCCCG
Molecule: messenger RNA, 1102 nt
Organism: Amorphotheca resinae ATCC 22711
Lineage: Eukaryota; Fungi; Ascomycota; Leotiomycetes; Helotiales; Amorphothecaceae
Exons: 3
Coding region: 110-796 (228 amino acids)
Biological process (GO): ergosterol biosynthetic process
Cellular component (GO): endoplasmic reticulum
Source: RefSeq, a predicted model, not a curated record